GAUCCGUGGGCGACUCUGUGAGCACUUAUUAUGGUGACGAAAACUUUCCAGUCGUUUUAUUGGGUUACGAACUUGGCAUUUUUGUCUGAGAUUUUCUUCUCUGGUGAAACGAAGAAAACUUCACAUCUUAUUCGAACGGCAGUGAAGUUCAGCGAUCGAAUUGGCGCGGUCUCCCCCGACAACGGCAGUUAAAUGAACCGUCGAAAUUGACAUUAUUGAUGGCGCAGAUAUUGGGACACUUUUUAUUCUAAGCUUAAUUUGUCAAUUGCUCGCUGUAAUUGCUGCUUCGUCCCCCUGGAUUAGUUGAAAAAACACUGUAAGGGGCCGCGAGAAAAUGCUUCGUCUGUGACGAAAAGACUGGUACUUCAUUGUCUGAAUAACAAGACCCAUGUGAGUUCACGCGCCCUACAGAUAUUAUCGAGAGAGGUAAAUCCAUCAUUUAGAUUGGUUUUUGUGGCAGACCAGUAUUGCACCGUUAACGGGGUUUAUAUAUCAACGAUUAGUCCAGGAUGUAUUCUUUUAACUCCGAACUGAACCAUUCUCCGAAGCUGAGCCCUUCCUCGAGCGAAUCUUCGCUGGGUGGCUCGCCUUCACCCAACACGAACUCGAAGGCUCAUGCGGAUAUGGGCGAAAAAACAAUGGCUGAAUUGCAACAAGAGAACGCUCGAUUGAGGAAGGAAAUUGAUGCCAAGGAAACAAAAUUAAACUCCAGUAUGAGAAGUAUCAAAAUGUUUUGGAGUCCAGAACUGAAAAAAGAGAGAGCAGCGAGGAAAGCCGAGGAAGAAAAAUAUUCUCGACUAAGAGAGCAGCUCAACGUUGUUUCUGAAGAAUCACAGAAAAAAGCUGAAACAAUUCGAGAUCUGCAGGAACGGUUACAGCAACAGCAAGAACAAACAGAUCGCCUUUCAACUGGUCGGCGGUCCCUUUCAUCCUCAUCACAUUCAGUACAUUCACAGGAUGGAAUUCAGCGCGAGUUAGAACUUUUAAGAGGUGAAAAAGAUCGACAGGACAAUGAGACAUUUAUACUGCAAAGAUCAUUGGAGGAAUUGAGCUCCAGACUUGAAGCUCAACAGCAAGCAAUACAGGCUAAGGAUGAAACUAUAACUCAGUUAAUGGAAAUGAUACAAAGCAAUAAAGGACUUGAAUCCAAGCAGCUUGAGAUGCACAAAGAACAGCACAAUGCUGACAAAAAGAAGCUUGCAGAAGCUCUCAAUCAACUUGUUAAAUUAAGAGAAGAAAUUGAUGAAAGGGAUAGAGCAAUUUCAUCCUUGCGAGAGGAAAUUGAUAAUGUUAAAAUCAACAAUGUAAAUGAUGAACUAAAACAAUCUGCAAACCUGUUGGCUAAGGAUAGCCACAUUGCCGCACUGGAGACACAAAUAAGUCAGCUGGAAGCAGAGAUGGAAAAUCUCAAAAAGAAUGCUUCAGAAGAUGAUAAGAAGAGAGAGGAAGAUAGGAAGCAAUCUGAAGUUUAUGAAAGCCACUCAAAAUUCAUGAAAUGCAAGAUUGAAUCACUUAAAGUGGAUCUAGGUAAGAAGGAUGCAGAACUAGUAGCAGCAGAAACCAAACUGGAAACACUGAAAGCUCAUCAGGCCAACCAACAAGAACACAUUUCUGUGUUACAAACCUCUUUGUCAGCCAAAGAACAUCAUAUCAAGAAUCUACAGAGUGAGCUGGAGUCUUUACGUGGUCGACUGGAUGACAGAGAAGAGCUGUUAAGAAUGAAGGAGAAGAAACUGUUGUCAGUGUCUACAGAACAUUCAGAGAAUUACUAUGCUGUAGAGAACCUUCAGAGUGUACUGAAUACUAAAGAAAGACAGAUAAACAGUCUCAAACAAAAGUGCGAAUGUCUCGAGAGAGAUCUACACGAGAAAGAUUCCACCGUCGUAAGUGUGAAAUCUCAAUUGUCUUCCAUGAAGGCUGAGUUUUCGGGGUCAUCCACUACCAUCGCCAAUUUGGAAGCGACUAUCCGCGAGAAGGAUAGGCGAAUAGAGAUACUACAGAGUCAAAGGCAGCGCAGCGGCGCUGAAAACGAGGAGGAGGUGAACCGAGUCAAAAGAUCACAAGAAAAACUGGAAGCGAGGGUCGCAUCUCUGAGGGAACAACUCACAGAAAAAGACGAGGAUGUUGCUAGCUUGGAGAAACAGGUUUCGUCUCUGAAGACAUCGCUACAAGAAAAAAACACCAAACUGUUAUCCUCUCAAGAGAGAAUUAAACAUUUGGAAGAGAAGAUAGACGAGAAAAUCAGCAAAACGGAUCAAGUGACGUCGGAUCUGAGCAGUAGAAAACUUGAAAUCUCUAUAUUGGAAAAAGAUCUCAGAAAACAACAAAUCGAACUCAAGAGCAGAGAGAGCAAAAUGAAGAAAUUACAAGAAGAACUGAAAGAACAGAACGCAAAAGUGAAGGAGUUGUCGGAUGAUUGUGAAGUGAAAGACCUUAAAAUAACUGAACUGGAAAAGCAGCUUAAAGAACAGAGCAAGAAGUUGAUCGGUGUGAAGAGAAAUCAGCAGCUUGAAAGGGAAAAACAAGCCGAGCUGUUGAAUGAGGUCAAGAAAAAAGAGGAUCAGAAAGGCGAGACAGCUGAAUUCUUCCAGAGCGAGCUGCAGAAAAAGGACGAGCGAAUUGCGGUCUUGGAAGAAGCCCUCACUGAAAGCGUGUCCAUUGCUGCUGAACGCGAAGAACUGCUGGCUCAGCAGGCUCAGAACGCCGAGACAGCGACACAUCGUGUGGAAGAAAUGGAGUCAGAAGUGGAAAGAGUUCGAAUGGAGACCGCUGUAACGAACACGAAGAACGCGUCCCUGGUUCUCGCUUUGAACGAGAAUGACAUCAUCCUGUCUUACUACAAAACUGAAAGGCAUGGGAUGAUAGAACAGCUACUAGAAAUGAGGCAAAAUGCUUUACUUGCCACCAUCUCUGAAAAAGAUGCUAACAUCGCGCUGCUGGAGUUAUCUCCCACAGCUGGCAGUGACGCCGAGGUGCGAAAAUUUAAAGCGGAAAAAGACAAGUUGGUGAACGAGCUCAAAGAACAGACUCAAAAGCGAAUGACGCUUUUGUCCAACGAAGAUAACAAAGAAAUUUCUCUUUCGUCCGAACUCGCGCAAGCCUCUACGGAAAAGAUAGUGGAAGUUGUGUCGCUGAUGGAGGACAGUAUGGACAAACUUCAACAAUACGGAGACGAACUGGGUGAAAUCUGUGAGAAACACUUCCCUGAUAUCAAAAGAAAGAUUCCCAAAACAAAACGACGACAAAUGAGCGGUAUAGACAAGCUUAAAAAUGCCAGUCAAAAGGAGUUGUUAUCCACACUGCAGACGUUGGAAAGCGACAUGCAGACCUUACAGGACAAUAUACACAAGCUUCUAGAUCUGAUCGAGGAUUUCAGCUAUACGUGACUUCUAAGCGUAAUCUUCUUACAUCAAGCUAAAGAAACUAAGGUUUUGCAACAUGUUGUUUUACGCGCCUUAUAUGGUGGACCUUCUACGCACUUGACCACUUUUAACAGAUGAUAAGUGCAUUUAGACUUAGUGCAAAGAGUACGGGCCUUUGCCUCAUUGAAGUUGUUGUCUAAAAGGCUUUAGAAAUUUCUAGGUGGUGUAGUGAGCGUGCGAGUAUGAUUUUAAUCCCUUCAAUCAAAACCUUUAAUUACGAAAGAAAAAAAAACUCUCGAAGAUAAAGUCAUUGGAAAAUGUCCCCCAUGGAGAUGCUUGUUUCCGGUGCAUAUUUUAUUAGAUACGUUGCUUGUCCUUCAGAAGUCCGCCGAACAAUCAUCCAUCAUCUAUCGCCCCUUUAUGUGAUUAACACCCACAGUACCCUCGGGUGCAUAGCUGAAUGGAAAGUACUUCACAAAACACGUCAGAUAUUUAAUCGUAUGUAAUUGACGGAAAUUUUCCGCCAUCAGCUUUUUUUACAACUUUUCACCCACUAAUCGAAAAGAAAACCUUACCGACGCUACCCACUAAUUGGUUGAAUUAAGUUCACAGUCAAGGUAACCCAAGAUUCCUGACAUAUUUUUAAGAACAAAGUAGGGCUCGGCGCACGGUUUUGUUUUGUUUUGUUUUUUUUUGUUUGUUUUUUCUUUGUGUGCUGAAUUUCUUAACUCUAUGGUUUGUUUUCCUUUGUUUAUCCAGUGUUCAUAAUAGCUAAUCUUGGUCUAGACAAUUCCAAUUUUAGAUUUACUGCUAAUAUUAACUUGAUCAGCUUAGGUGUUCUUUUCUUUGAGAUUGGAAAGGAUAAAAAAAAAAACCUCUAAAGCCACGUUACUUUGAGUUGAUUCCACUACGGUUUGCCAAGUUGAGUCCAAUCUGUUUUUGAACGCAGUCUAGCUGACGAAGAGUACUUACUUAGUUAUAUUGCAAACUGAACCAACACCCUUACUCAACUCUUUAUUUCUCACAAUAUCGACCAACAUUUAACUUCCCCUAACAUUGUUAAUACAUUAUCCAACAACAUGCGAUGAGAAUUGACAUGUUUAAAAAACUGUUUAACCAGACGGGGCCUUCUUGAUACAACACCAAAUUCUCCUAACUAAUUUUUUUAGAAAGAAUAUGGCCGCUGUUAAGGAGAUUUGCCGAUCAAAUCUUGGGAAUCGCGUGGUUAACGUGUCUUCUUAGAGUCGUGGAUUAUUCAUAACUGCGCGAUUAUUUGUUAGUUGUAACUUACAACGCGUUUUGCCUCUAGAAUAGUGCAACAGCGCUUUAAAAUGUUCUUGACCCUUCUACUCAAACCUUAAAUCCAUUAUUUCUGUAAUGCUCGAUUAAAUUUCUCAGUUUCUGCUUGCACAAUGUACCAAAACGCACCGAGCCCUUGAAAGGAAUGCCAUUGCUUUUGGCGUUUUCGCGUGAUUUCAAGUCCACCCUUGAAGAACAAAGACCAGAACUCGAGUGAAUAAUUUUUCAGGAAAGAAUCUUGUUAUGACGUCAACCAAUCAAAGUCCAAUGUCGCCAGCUUAUAAAUCCUGCCUAUCCUGUUUGGGUUGGCCUACCCUGAAAGUUUUUCUUCGUCAAAAUUUUGUACGUCAAUUAACCAAGUGUUGGCCGUCAGUAACCCUGUAGGGAAGGAUAAGCGCGUCAAUUCGGUGUUUCUGGAGAGAAAACAAACAACUAAAGCUUUAAAAGAGUUAUUCUAGAGUCAAAGUAUCAUAUAAUAUAUUUUAUAAUAUAAUUAUUUCCAAAAAUUAGUAUUUUGCUUAGUUUGUUCCUAGUGUAUUAUGUCCGUAACUUAAAGAUGGGUGUUGAGAAACGAGUGCUUUUACGAUACCAGGUGGGCUGUUAAGAGUAUUUUAAGAUUGACAGUUUUUGAGAAUUGAUAAAUAUAAUAAAGAUUAACCGUUUUAAUUUUA
Molecule: messenger RNA, 5332 nt
Organism: Pocillopora verrucosa
Lineage: Eukaryota; Metazoa; Cnidaria; Anthozoa; Scleractinia; Pocilloporidae
Source: RefSeq, a predicted model, not a curated record